Hylaeus volcanicus is the source of this 4508-nucleotide messenger RNA. It is a transcript of the gene mAChR-B, whose product is annotated as muscarinic acetylcholine receptor M4. Gene Ontology annotation, cellular component: synapse; membrane; dendrite. The record is from RefSeq and is a predicted model, not a curated record. Gene Ontology annotation, biological process: adenylate cyclase-inhibiting G protein-coupled acetylcholine receptor signaling pathway; chemical synaptic transmission; G protein-coupled receptor signaling pathway, coupled to cyclic nucleotide second messenger. Gene Ontology annotation, molecular function: G protein-coupled acetylcholine receptor activity; G protein-coupled serotonin receptor activity. The coding region runs from base 929 to 3670 and encodes 913 amino acids. The transcript is spliced from 5 exons. NCBI's taxonomy places the organism in Eukaryota, Metazoa, Arthropoda, Insecta, Hymenoptera, Colletidae.
GAAGUCGCGCGCUUCCGCCCGUGUCCUUCUCACGAACAAGAUCGAUAUGUCUUUUUAGAUACCGAGGGACAAAAUUCCUCGGCCACGAACCUUUUAUUUUGAUGAUGCUAUCCUCGGCUUGACACUUGCUCGAGUUAUGUGGUGCGCGAGUGAAAAGAAAAGACAGUGGGGAACACUUAGCGAUUGACAGGGACUAUCGAGCUCACGUCCUCCUGGCUUCAUGCGAGGGCCUCAAGGACACGAUCGGUGAACGGUCAGCUUCAUGAUCGACGUCCUUAAUUAGGUGAUCGGUGGAUUCGACAAUCGUCGACGAAGGUGACGAGGUUAGCGAUUAGAAGCGAAAUGGGCAAGUCUCUGGGAAGAUGAGGCUACCGUAAGAGGAUCUAGGUGUAUAUACGUGUCGUCGUUGAUCGACGCUAGUGAUCCAAAGUUCCGCGGUAUUCAGAACUUCUCUAGUUAGCAGGUUCUUGACACGUUGGAGAAGAGGGGUACGAUGUAUGGGGGAAAGUUGAAGGGAUGAACUUAACGGAAGUGUGCUACAAUCGGUUCGAUAGUACUCGAUUCAAGUGACAUUCGUUUAAGGAACCUCGGGUUUGUUAGAUGUUUAGAGAACUCUCUUUGUUCCGAUGGAUAGCACGUUGUUCUUCUUCGGAUGAGUUUCACGCGAUGGUAUUAUUCGUGGAUCGUUGAAUCACGUGAUUGCUCUAUAGCGAUCGCAGAACUUGGAAGAACUAGAAGAUGAAGCUAAGAACUUGAGAAGGCGUGACGGAGUGCUAUAGCGAGAACCCGAAGUUCCGUGAAUUUACGUACACACUUCAUCGUGGUCCUCACGAAGGAUACGCAAGAAUGUUGGAAAGAUGACUGGGUAUUGAAGCGAAGGUGUCGGUGACUCUGAAGGUUACUGCCACCGUGAUUUUCACCUGGUGGGAUGGAUUUGAAUGGGACAGAUAACAGCCUCAACGGCACCGAAGGCAAUCGCACUGCGUCAUCAGUUUACGUCAUCAGUAGAGAUUACAUGUCUGAAUGGAAACGGGAGAGACACCGAGAGCGAAUAUGUCGCAUGUACAACCAGAUUUUAACGGAAUGCACCCAGUUUAAUGGGACAUGGCCUGACCCGGAUGAUCCACGCUGGAGUAGCGGAGAAUAUGUAGAACUCACAACAGGCCUGUUUCCGACAAACAACAUCAACUGUUGCUCGAUAACAGGGAAUACGACGGCCUUAUCAACUGAAGAAACUUUCACGCCCGUUCUACCACCCUUCGAACUCUGGCAGUCGAUACUGAUUGCUUUCUCCAUCGGAAUAUGUAUACUGUUAACUGUCGGCGGUAACAUUCUCGUUCUUCUGGCAUUUAUCGUAGAUAGAGCUAUCAGGCAGCCGAGUAACUAUUUCAUCGCUUCAUUAGCAGCCACUGAUAUGCUUAUCGGUACCGUGUCCAUGCCAUUCUUCACAGUGUACGUGCUGAUGGGAUACUGGAACCUCGGACCCCUGCUCUGCGAUCUAUGGUUGUCGGUAGACUACACCGUGUGCCUGGUAUCGCAAUACACCGUCUUAUUGAUCACUAUCGAUCGAUUCUGUUCUGUAAAGAUAGCGGCGAAAUACCGUUGCUGGCGAACUAAGAACCGCGUGAUCUCGAUGGUCACGAUCACAUGGAUUAUUCCUGCUCUGCUCUUCUUCCCCAGCAUAUUCGGUUGGCAAUACUUUAUCGGUUACAGAGACCUAAGUCCUGGCCAGUGCGCCGUGCAAUUCCUCAAGGAUCCCGUCUUCAACACCGCCCUGAUAAUCGGUUACUACUGGACGACGCUCGUGGUUUUGUUUAUCCUUUAUGGUUGCAUAUACAAGACAGCUUACGACAUGCAGAAGAAGAGCGAGGCCAAACAGCGUAAAAUGCAAUCGAUGGUUGCGCUCAGCGCAGGAGCGAUGUCCGGAAUGGCGGCCGGGAUAGGAAUAUCGAAGACCCAGAGCACUCUUUUAAGCCAGGACAAACAGAAAGUGGGUACAUCGGAGGAGGAUGCUGCAGAAGCCGAUUGCUCCGGUCAGAAGACCUCCUCGAAGACGUCAGCAACUGGGCCGACAGAUUCAGCAGAGAAGCAAACGUGUGCCAGCACUUUGCCUCCUGAAACUGAAAAGUCCGAACGUUCCAGCAGCCCAGCGUUCGAUUCUGACGAGGAAAGCACCUUUGUACCGGGCCAACACAUCAGCAGCGUCAAGAAACGAUCGUCCUUGGCUGACAUGGUCGCUCAAUCCGGCGCUUUCCAGGUCUUCGUCACCAACGGUCGCUUGAACGGGGUCGUUCCCGCGAAGGGUGACUUAAAUGCUCCAGCGUCAAGGAAAACUUCGUCAUGCUCGACAUGUGAAAUAGGCACGACGACGCAGAAGGCUCAAACACUGCCGAAGAUACAGGAGCUCAGCCUGCUGGACACAGACAAUCUAGCCGAGCCCGACAAGUCCAGCCAGACAUUGACACCUGAACAGUCGUUGAAAUCGAACGGGAACGACAGCAGCCAACAACCAGUGACCUCUGCUGAGAUUUCUCCACCCACGCAUCCCAACCAUUCCAUCAGCAGCAGUCAACAAAACAUCAUACCACCUCCCACGCAGUUCCAGAGCAGUCCACCCGUGUCCGAGAGUCCCCUAACAUCGUCGUCCACCGACAGACCUAAGUCUCUAGUGGUGGCUUCUCAAGGCCCAGGCACCUUCGACAUUCUGACUGGCUUGGACAGCGCCGACCUGAGAUUCAUGGACGAGAGCUCGGUGAUACUGCCUAGUCCCUCCUGCGAGAGCCCACCGUCUUCCUUCUCGUGUAGCCUAGCCAAUCCUCUCUCAACGACGCCUUCGUCGCCGAUUUUAGGCCAAACUGCUUCGUCCUCGAAUAUCAAUUUACUGCAGGCAGCGUUGAUCAGAGCCACUGCUCAGCAGGCAAGCAGCCAAGGCAUCCAAACCAAACAGGGUCAACUCGUACCUGUGAUGUCCAAUGCCUCGAGUCAAACUCAUCCGCCUCGGGUGUUCAUCACUCAGAAGACUAACGCCGCUUCUCAAACGUCUCCAACGGUUAGCAAGGUCCAUACAGAGGUCACUGUCAAGGCGCAGAACACGAAGCAGCAGCCAGUGACGACGGUAGUCAGUGGACCAGCCGUGGAAGCAGUGAACAUCGCGACGGAGCAAUUCGCCGACCAGGUGACGAAGGUUGUCAAUCCUCCUCAGAAUUCUUCGUCAAGUGGCAGCGUGGUGCCCACGGCCUCAGCGACAACGGCAAACGAACACGACUCCAAGGUGGAGUCCAAGAAGAAGGAUACGAGAGAUAACAAGGAAAGCGGCUCCAGAAAGGACUUCGUCAAAUCGAUCGGGAAGCGUUUGAAGAGCAAAACGCAGAGAAGGAACCCUAUGGUGGGUCGACAGAAAUCACGGACGGAGAACAGAGCGAGGAAGGCGUUCAGAACGAUAUCCUUCAUCUUGGGUGCUUUCGUCGCCUGCUGGACGCCUUAUCACAUCCUGGCGUUGGUGGAAGGGUUCUGUUCGAAGCCACCGUGCACGAACGAGCAUCUUUACAUGUUUUCGUAUUUUUUGUGCUACGCUAACAGUCCCAUGAACCCCUUCUGUUAUGCUUUAGCCAAUCAACAGUUUAAGAAAACCUUCACGAGAAUAUUGAAAGGAGAUUUGCACAUGACGUGAACGAGACGGGACGCGAAUAAUUCGAUGAGACACUUUUGGGGAUUAUUGUUACGAUGAAGAAGGCCUUCCAUAGUUGAUAUCGAAUUGUAAUCGUAACGCCAUGUCUGUAUGGUGGUAAUUGGACAAUAACAGUAGUAAACAGUUUGCGAUACUAACGCAGAGAAGUUGAGUAUUGCGCGCUUUAUGUAUAUAGUAGUAGAAUGCAUUGAUAUAGGGUUUAGGACUGCAUUCUCGGAUGUAUAUAAUGUAUAUGUAUAUGAAUAUUUAUUAACUUCUGUGCGGGGAUGCACGCAACGCAUACAAUCACGUACAUUCUACAACAAUACUAUGAGACACUCCGAUAAAAUAAUUCAAAUUCAUGUUGUAAGAAAGAAUUUCUCUUUUCGUAAUUAUUAUUUUUAAGAAUUUCACACCUAUUAAAGAAGAAUUUUGAUUCAAACUAUGGCCUGGUGGGAACGUCUAAAAAGAGAGACUUCUUUGGAAAUUAAAAAUAGAAAAACUAUAACUCGUACAACAAUAAAUUAACUUGUAGUUGACAAUACAUAUCUUAAAAGGUAAGAAAAAUGUUAAGUUGUGUAAAAAAAAAGGUGGCAGUUCACAUUACUAGCGAAUAAUAAAAAUAAACUCUAUAUAUUAAUUUUCUAUCAAAAUCAUAACGUGUUUCAUAUUUCUAAUUUUUAUGCAACACUGUUCGGAAGACCAUCUUCUGAAAUAAACAAUGACAUUCUGUACGAAGGUAGGAAAAUUCUUUCUCGUAACAAAGAUUUGUAUAAUUUUAUGUAGCGUCUUACAGUAUUGUUAUGGAGUGUAUGAUUAACUUUAGACGACUAUGCAUAGG